Klebsormidium nitens is the source of this 2260-nucleotide messenger RNA. The record is from the annotation of a GenBank genome assembly. NCBI's taxonomy places the organism in Eukaryota, Viridiplantae, Streptophyta, Klebsormidiophyceae, Klebsormidiales, Klebsormidiaceae.
CCUAACUUAUAUUAGUUAUAAGCUCAUUUGUCCUGCACAUUCUCUUAAAUCGUGCUUGCGGCAGCUCAGAACGUUCCACAUAUCAGGCAGCACGCAUCCUUUACAAUCGUUGAUAACCUUUUUGUUUGUGGAUAUUGUGAGUGCAUUGCAUCCAACGAGGGGUGCACGAAGGGUGUCAUGGCCCUCGCGCAUUGUGGAGCCAGAGCGCUUCCAUUGCAGCUUUCUUCCCUGGCGCGAUCUUCAAAAUGCAGUGCAGCCAGACGACUUCUUUCAGCCUGCUGCCAGCCCCUGAGUUCUGAGUGGCCCUCAUUGGUUCCCGGCCGCUCAAAUGUGGCGCUAUUAAGCAGCAUUGGAGGAUCUACCAGGGGUUUUGCGCACGGGUUUGGCAGCACACAUCCCAGCCUGCAGAAAGAAAGAGGUUUAGGGUUUGGGCUUAGGGCUAGCACGACAGAAGAGGUACUGACUGAGGUAGCAGAGGAGGCGGCGGCGGAGGUUUCGAAACCAAAUGGAGAGAGCUACAAGGGGCGGGAGAAGAUCAAGGACAUCAGAGGAGAGGAUGAGGGUCUGUCUAAGGUCGGGCAGCAGCUCGUGAUCAGGGGGUGGGUGCGGACUGUCAGAGCGCAGAAAGCUUUCGCGUUCAUGCAGGUAAACGACGGAUCAAAUCUUUCAGGGCUACAAGUAGUGAUUCAUCCAGAAGCGGCGGGCUAUGACAAGAUUCAAGACGGGACUGUUGCCACAGGGGCUGCUGUGGCAGUCGAGGGGGAGCUGGUAGAGAGCCUGGGGGGCAAGCAGAAAGUGGAGCUGAAAGCCACAAAGCUGACUGUGGUUGGCGAGAGUGAUGGUUCAACAUAUCCUCUGCAAAAGAAGAACCAUACCUUGGAGUAUCUGCGGACUAUCGCCCAUUUACGGCCACGGACAAACACAAUCGGAGCAGUGUCGCGCGUUCGCAGCGCGCUCGCCUUUGCGACGCACCAGUUCUUCCAGUCCAAGGGGUUCACCUGGGUAGCCACGCCAAUCAUUACGGCAGCCGACUGCGAGGGCGCGGGGGAGCAGUUCUUAGUCACCACAUUGGUGCCGCAAAAUGGUAAUGCGGCAGGCGUGCCAACGACGAAAGAGGGGAAGGUAGACUUUUCUCAGGACUUUUUCGGGAAGCCCGCGUACCUGACGGUCUCGGGGCAGUUGAACGCCGAAGUCUUCGCGACCGCCUUGUCUGACGUGUAUACUUUCGGCCCCACCUUUCGUGCGGAGAACUCGAACACCUCCCGACAUCUAGCGGAGUUCUGGAUGCUGGAGCCGGAGCUUGCGUUUGCGGACCUGAAAGACGACAUGGCGUGCGCGGAGGCCUACCUGCAGCACGUGGUGCGUUACGUGCUGGAGCACUGCCGAGAGGACCUCGCGUUCUUCGUGGAGAGGCAAAAGAAGGGCCUGCCCAAAGGAGAGAAGAACGUCGUCGAAAGGCUCACGGACGUCGCUAACGCGCGGUUCGCCCACGUGACCUACACCGAGGCGGUGGACAUACUGCUGAAGGCGAAAAAGAGUUUCGAGUUCCCGGUCAAGUGGGGCGCAGACUUGCAAAGCGAACACGAACGGUACCUCACGGAAGUGGUGUUCAAGGGACAACCCGUUAUCGUGACCGACUAUCCAAAGGAAAUCAAGGCGUUUUACAUGCGAGAAAACGACGACGGCAAGACGGUUGCGGCCAUGGACGUACUAGUUCCUGGGGUUGGCGAGUUGAUCGGAGGUAGCCAACGCGAGGAGCGGCUCGAGGUUCUCGAAAAGAAGCUAGAGGAUUUCAAGCUGGAGAAAGAGGCCUUCUGGUGGUACUUGGACCUGAGAAAGUACGGGUCAGUACCACAUGCCGGAUUCGGCUUGGGUUUCGAACGGUUGGUUCAAUAUGUGACGGGGGUUGAGAACAUUCGAGACGUAAUAGCCUUUCCACGCGCGCCAGGUUUAGUAGAUUUCUAGCACAGACACACGGACUCGGAAGAAAAUGGCAAGUUCUUCCGAUUGAAUGGGCGCAUUUGGUGGUGCCGGCCUCCAGUUGAACAUAGUAUCUCAUUUGCAGUCCCCAUUCUGCAAUUACGUUCAAUGGACCUAAAGGUCUUUUUGUGCAUAGCUAGCGCGUGCAUAGUGGAUUCAUUGGAAGCCGGGCGUCAGCAUUGCAUGCGAUUGCAUAUAUUUGGAGCCCUUAGGACCAAAGCGCACUGUUGUCGAACUUGCACAAGAUGCCGAUUGAAGGCUUCGCUGAUGCAUGCGAUAU